Messenger RNA from Nematocida homosporus, 363 nucleotides. RefSeq names its product large subunit ribosomal protein L23Ae. Gene Ontology annotation, molecular function: structural constituent of ribosome. Gene Ontology annotation, cellular component: cytosolic large ribosomal subunit; ribosome. The record is from RefSeq and is a predicted model, not a curated record. Lineage: Eukaryota; Fungi; Microsporidia. Gene Ontology annotation, biological process: translation; ribosomal large subunit assembly. The coding region runs from base 1 to 363 and encodes 120 amino acids. The transcript has a single exon.
AUGUCCAAAGCCCAGUAUAAGAAAAGUCUUAAACUAUCUCUAAAUGAACUUAAGACUCCUAAAGGAAGAACUCCAGAAGAUAGAAUGAAAUCAAUCAAAGUGAAAUUACCCCAAGAUAUCAUUAAAUGUGCCGCUAAGACUGAAAAGGCUAUGAAAGCCAUGGAGAAGCACAAUACGAUUAUCUUUGUCUGUGAUCUUAAGGCUACUAAGCCAGAGAUUAAGGAGGCCAUUCAAAAGCUCUACUCUGUAAAGCCAAAGAAGGUUAACACUGCUAUUACCUUUAAGGGGGAGAAAAGGGCCUAUGCUAUCUUUGGUGCCGAGCACAGUGCUAUUGAGAUUGCUUCAGCUGCCGAUAUUCUUUAA